AUGAAACGUGAUACAAUAAGAAAUCACGAUUCAGACACUAAUAAUUUACCCCUUCAAUCAACUGAGAUCUUUAACAACACCAUAGUCAAGAAUUUCACGCAAACAAUUUUUGAAAACAUCCGUGAGGUUAAUCAUAUCGCUUUAACAUAUUUUGAAAAGCUUUCCAGUUCUGUAGAGUCUACAGAACUAAUAGCACAGGGAGAGUAUUUUAUCAACAUGAAGUUAUCUAGUGAAAAGUAUCAUAUGACUGCAGAUACAACAAAUUAUGAGUGA
Molecule: messenger RNA, 273 nt
Organism: Clunio marinus
Lineage: Eukaryota; Metazoa; Arthropoda; Insecta; Diptera; Chironomidae
Source: the annotation of a GenBank genome assembly